Messenger RNA from Varroa destructor (honeybee mite), 3958 nucleotides. RefSeq names its product Isoleucyl-tRNA synthetase (gene IleRS). Lineage: Eukaryota; Metazoa; Arthropoda; Arachnida; Mesostigmata; Varroidae. Gene Ontology annotation, molecular function: aminoacyl-tRNA deacylase activity; isoleucine-tRNA ligase activity; tRNA binding. The record is from RefSeq and is a predicted model, not a curated record. Gene Ontology annotation, biological process: isoleucyl-tRNA aminoacylation.
ACCACGUUUAUAAGAGACGUUCACAGUAUAGCAUAGACAUUUCUGAUUUGGUUUUUAGAAACGUGUAUACUUGUUUCGUUCGUGGACAGGCAGAACAGUCAAUUGAAAUAAGUAAGCCAGAGCAGGAGGCUUCGUCCUCAGCAUGGAGCAACUGCCAGAGAAAAUUGACUUUCCUGACGAGGAAGAAAAUACGUUAGAAUUUUGGAAUAAGAUCGAUGCAUUUAAGACAUGCCUUAAGCAAUCGAAAGGAAAGUCCAGAUUUACAUUUUAUGAUGGACCCCCAUUCGCGACCGGUCUUCCACACUACGGCCACUUGCUGGCAGGGACCAUUAAGGAUAUCAUUCCGCGUUUCGCGCACCAAAGCGGAUUUCACGUUGAUCGACGUUUCGGAUGGGAUUGCCAUGGACUUCCCGUUGAGCACGAAAUAGACAAGGCGUUGGGGAUAAAAGGACCCGAAGAUGUCGCACGGAUGGGCAUCACGGCCUAUAAUGAUGAAUGCAGAAAGAUCGUAAUGAGGUAUUCUACUCAAUGGCGUGAAAUAGUAACAAGACUCGGCCGAUGGAUAGACUUCGACAAUGACUAUAAAACUAUGUAUCCCUCAUAUAUGGAAAGCGUUUGGUGGAUCUUCAAACAGCUAUAUAACAAAGGAUUCGUCUAUAAAGGCGUUAAAGUGAUGCCGUACUCUACCGCUUGCAAUACGCCUUUAUCAAACUUCGAAGCUGGUCAGAACUAUAAGGAAGUUUUGGACCCGGCUAUUGUCGUCUCCUUCCCCUUAGACGAAGAUCCACAAGUUUCACUUGUGGCUUGGACGACUACCCCUUGGACAUUACCCAGCAACCUCGCGGUUUGCGUGCACCCUGAACUCACUUAUGUCCAGGUGGAGGCAAUAGCAACUCAAGCUCAGUAUAUUCUUCUGGAAUGUCGCCUGUCAGAGCUGUUUAAAAAGGCAGAUGAUUAUAAAGUUCUGUCAAAGUUUAAGGGUAAAACUCUUAAGAAUAAAGGCUACGAACCGCUGCUUCCUUAUUUCGCACAUUUGAAGCAGCAAGGAGCUUUUCGAGUACUUUGUGACGAAUAUGUUACAGAGGACAACGGUACCGGUGUUGUCCACCAGUCGCCAUACUGCGGAGAAGACGAUUUCAGGAUCUGUCUUUCAAAUGGUGUUAUUACGAAAAAUCAAGAGAUAGUGUGCCCGUUGGACCCAUCAGGCCACUUUGUUGAUCCUGUCGUCGAUUUUAAGGGAAUGUACGUCAAGGACGCAGAUAAGCAGAUUAUUGCUCAUCUCAAAAAGCUCGGACGGCUUGUGCAAGCUGGCACAAUCAAGCACAGCUAUCCUUUCUGCUGGCGCUCUGAUACACCGCUCCUCUACAGAGCUAUCCCUUCGUGGUUCGUUCGCGUAGAACAUAUGCGCGAAAGGCUCCUGUCGUCCAAUGUGGAAACUUAUUGGGUACCAGACUUCGUGAAGGACAAACGAUUUGCCAACUGGCUUCGCCAAGCUCGUGAUUGGGCUAUAUCUCGUAACCGAUACUGGGGAACGCCUAUUCCGCUCUGGAUAUCUGACGAUGCAGAGGAAAUUAUUUGCAUCGGCUCCAUUGAGGAACUCGAGAAACUUAGUGGCCAGAAGGUCACGGACCUACACCGGGAAAUUAUAGAUGACAUCGAAAUUCCUUCGCGCCUGGGCAAAGGUUUUCUAAGAAGAAUACCGGAAGUAUUUGACUGCUGGUUUGAGUCUGGCUCGAUGCCUUACGCUCAGCAGCAUUUCCCGUUCGAGAACAAAAAAGACUUUGAUAAUUGGUUCCCAGCUGAUUUUAUAGCUGAAGGCGUUGAUCAGACCCGCGGCUGGUUCUAUACGUUAAUGGUGUUGAGUACAGCACUCUUUGGCAAAGCGCCAUUUAAAAAUCUCAUCUGCAACGGCCUUGUGCUAGCGUCUGAUGGCCAGAAAAUGUCCAAACGCAAAAAAAACUACCCCGACCCUACCGAGAUUAUCAGGAUGUAUGGGGCUGAUGCUCUUCGGCUGUAUCUUAUUAACUCGCCAGCUGUAAAAGCUGAAAACCUUCGAUUCAAGGAGGAGGGAGUACGUGACAUUCUCAAAGAUGUUUUUUUGCCAUGGUAUAAUGCGUUCCGCUUUCUCUUGCAAAACAUUGCAUUAUACGAAAAGACAAAUGGAAACAAAUUUGAGUUCAAGGAGCCUAAGAAAAUAACUAAUACAAUGGAUAAAUGGAUUCUUUCGUACUCAAAUAGUCUUGUUAGCUUCGUGAAGCAAGAAAUGAAAGCAUACAGGCUGUACACUGUUGUUCCACGCCUACUCAAGUAUAUUGAUAAUCUAACUAACUGGUACGUUCGUAUGAAUCGUAAAAGACUAAAAGGCAACGAUGGCAAGGAGGAUUGCCUGCAGAGUUUGCAAACUCUUUUUUCGGUUCUCUUUAUCCUUAACAGGCUAAUGGCAGCUUUUACACCGUUCCUCACUGAGUUCAUGUAUCAAAGACAAAAAUCGUUCCUACCGAAAGAUGAAGUUAAGGACUCAAUUCAUUAUUUGAUGCUUCCUGAAGUAGAUGAAUCUCUCAUUGACAGCACUGUUGAAAGAAGAGUAGUUCGCAUGCAAACUGUCAUUGAGUUGGGUCGAGUUCUUCGGGAUCGCAAUGCUCUGCCACUAAAGUAUCCUCUCAUGGAAGUUGUCGUUAUUCAGAGAGAGGAUGAGUACCUCAAUGAUUUGAAGGUCAUGGAAAAUUAUAUCCUGGAAGAACUAAACGUGAAAAAGCUAACACCUAGCAAAGACAAGCAGUUGUUCGGUGUGUCGAUGAAGGCCGAGCCAGAUAUUAAAGCACUAGGCCUUAGGUUGCGAAAUAAAUCCAAAAUAGUAGGAAAUGCCAUCCGAACUCUUAGCGAUGCUGACAUACAAAAUCAUCUUUUAGGAGGGAAGUUGGUAGUAUGCGGAGAGGCUCUACAGGAAGGUGACAUCCGAGUACAAUACUCGUUCGAGGGUCAGGCUAUCGAAAGGUAUGAAGCUCAUUCAGAGGGAGACGUGCUAGUUUUACUAGACAUCCUGCCUGAUGAGAACAUGAUCAACGAAGGACUGGCUCGUGAAGUGAUCAAUCGUAUCCAAAAGUUGCGUAAGAAAGCCCACCUUGUACCUACUGAUCCAAUUAGUGUGUAUAUCACCGCAGAGCCCGCUGACAGCGUUGUGGGCAAAGUUGUCGAAAGUCAUAGCGAGUUUAUAAGGAACACAUUGAAAACACCUUUGCUGAUUAAUAAGUUUGACAACGAGCUUGAUCUGGUCGAACAAGAAACCCGGGAGCUGAGGGAUGCCAAAUUGACCGUUGUAAUUGGAUUACCUAAAGGAACAAAACGUACGAUGGAGCAGCAAACUACUGUCAAGGAUGAUGUUAAAAAAGCCUGCUCAAAAUCUUCCGACGACUAGAAGUGGGUAACCAGUGAAAUGUUAGCCAGUAAAGUGCCGUCAUGCAAAUUCGUCAAAGCAGAUAUAAACGGCAAGAAAUUCACCAUUCUGCUUGAAAAGUCCGCAGGUCAAAACGAUUUGGGGUCAGAACGACUAAAACAACUGAAAGGCACCGAAAAUGCUUCACCCCAUUGGAUGAACCCAACUGUAAAUUUGUAAAUGCAUGUCUCGAAAAUCGCAUUGGUACGGUGUUAUUGGAGAAUCCUGUGGCAAAGUAGUAGAUGCAAAAAGACUCGUCAUUCUAGUAUCUUCGGGGUACUGUCAGUGCAAACUUUCACAUUAUUCUACGCCGCGGUCCUUACCAAGAAGCUUACUGCUGUGAGCAAAACUGUCUAUGCUAGUAGACGCUAAGUAGCUUGAGUGCUGAUAAGUUUAUAUAAACUUAUCAGCACAUUAAGUUAUAAGUUACAUUAAAGGUAUAAUAAUACUUUCCCUUUAGUAACUGAGAAAAAAACAGUUCUAGGUGCCUUGUCUGAAUAUAUAAACAUUUGAAUGAUUUCAUCA